AUGGAGACUGUUCAAAGAAUCAUCAAACAUCCAAUUGAAACUGCGCAAAAGACAUUCAAUAUGGGUUCCACCGACACAUCAUUCGCAGCCCAUGUGGCAGGCCAAUUUAGCACAUACGAGAAGGAUAGACAGAUGACUUCCAAGGAGGCUAUCUACAGCACCAGCAAUGGCGUCCCGAUGCCUCACCCCUACGAGACACAGCGAUGCGGUGAGAACGGUCCGUUGUUGCUGCAGGAUUUCCACUUGAUCGACCUCCUUUCUCACUUCGACCGCGAGCGCAUUCCGGAGCGUGUCGUGCAUGCCAAGGGCAGCGGCGCUCAUGGCUUCUUCGAGUGUACGAAUCCGAUCCCCGAGCUUACGCAGGCCGAUCUCUUCGGUACCAAGGGCAAGAAGUGCCCUAUCACCGUGCGCUUCUCGACUGUUGGCGGCGAGUCUGGUUCGCCGGAUCUUGCUCGCGACCCCAGAGGAUUCUCCGUCAAAUUCAGAACAGAGGAUGGCAACUGGGACAUGGUGGCGAACAACACGCCCGUUUUCUUCCUGCGAGACCCUGCCAAGUUCCCAAUGUUUAUUCACACACAGAAGCGUGAUCCUCAGACGCAUCUCAACCACAUGGAUGACUCGUUCAUGUUCUGGAACUACUUGAGCGAGAACCCCGAGUCAAUUCACCAAGUCAUGAUCUUGAUGGGUGACCGUGGCAUUCCUGAUGGCUACCGUUUCAUGCACGGCUACGCUGGUCACACGAUGAAGCUCGUCAACAAGGACGGAUCAUGGGUUUACGCCCAGAUUCACAUGAAGUCCCAGCAGGGCACCAAAUUCAUCACCCAAGAGGACUCUCUCACCAAGUCAGCCGACUACUCCGGCAAGGACCUCUUUGAGGCUAUCCAGAACGGCGACUACCCCAAGUGGUCAGUUGAGAUUCAGACCAUGACACCCAAGGAGGCAGAGGAUGCAUGGGAGAACGACAAGAUCAACGUCUUUGACCUCACGCACGUGUGGCCUCAGGGCAAAUACCCCCUCCGCAAGGUGGGCGAGUUCACCUUGAACGAGAACCCUCAGAAUUACUUCGCCGAGGUCGAGCAGGUUGCUUUCAACCCCUCGCACAUGCCCCCCGGCAUCGAGCCCUCCGCCGACCCGGUCCUUCAGUCCCGUCUGUUCUCCUACCCUGAUACCCACCGUCACCGUAUCGGCGUAAACUACCAGCAACUUCCCGUUAACGCACCCAAGACCGCCCACAAGAUGGCCAACUUCCAGCGUGAUGGUGCCAUGGCAUUCUUCAACCAGGGUGCGCGCCCCAACUACCUCAGCUCCAUCGAUCCCGUUCAGUUCAAGGCCCGUACCGUGGACCUGGACAAGACGCAUGGUCACUUUACCGGCCAGGCCAUCACCUUCCUCUCCGAGAUCAGACCAGAGGACUUUGUUGCGCCGCGCGCCCUGUGGCAGAAGGUCUGGGACGAAGACGCACGUGAGCGCUUCAUCAACAACGUCACGGGCAAGAUGGAGCUGUGCAAGAACCCGGAGCCUUUGAAGAAGCAGAUUGCCAUCUUCAGGGAGGUCGAUCCUGAGAUUGCUGAGCGCCUGGAGAAGAGCACCGGUAUCAAGGGAUACGAUGGCAUUGCUAACCUGACUUUCAACGGUACACACAACGGCUUUGCAAGGGAGAAGAAGAACAAGUACGCCAAUGGCAUUGACGUCACGACCUGCCAGAGUCUGACGGAGAACAACGGUGCGCCCAUUAGAGGCACUCAUCGUAACGUUGACAAGGUUGUCAACGGCGAGGGUGCGAGGCACUGA
Messenger RNA from Colletotrichum paranaense, 1791 nucleotides. Its product is annotated as catalase. Gene Ontology annotation, molecular function: catalase activity; heme binding. Gene Ontology annotation, cellular component: peroxisome; mitochondrion; cytoplasm. The record is from RefSeq and is a predicted model, not a curated record. The coding region runs from base 1 to 1791 and encodes 596 amino acids. Gene Ontology annotation, biological process: response to hydrogen peroxide; hydrogen peroxide catabolic process. Lineage: Eukaryota; Fungi; Ascomycota; Sordariomycetes; Glomerellales; Glomerellaceae. The transcript has 2 exons.